This is a messenger RNA of Prunus armeniaca (apricot), 960 nucleotides long. NCBI's taxonomy places the organism in Eukaryota, Viridiplantae, Streptophyta, Magnoliopsida, Rosales, Rosaceae. The record is from the annotation of a GenBank genome assembly.
AUGUCGUCUGAAUGUGAAGGUAAGGAUUCAUGGCCCGAGCUCGUUGGAGACAAGGGGAAGGACGCCGCGGCAACGAUUGAGAGCGAGAAUCAUUUGCUGAAUGCUGUGAUUGUGAAAGAAGGAACAUUUGUCACUGCUGAUUUUCGAUGCGAUAGGGUUCGAGUUUGGGUCAAUAAACGUGGCAUUGUUACCAAGGUCACCCCAAACACGCCCUUGGACCUCAGCGACGGCGACGAAAUCAAAAUCGGCGAGUACACCUCUAUCACCGUGAAGAUCGACGGCUACGAGGAGAGCCGGCUCAGACGGAACCCUAGGCGUGCCGCAGUCGCAGUAGUUGCGGAGACUACGGUGGGGUCGGUUGCACAGGGUCGGGGCCAGAGAGGUAGGGCUGCGAAGGAGAGGGAAGCAAAGCGCGAGUUGGAGAAAGAAAAUGCUGAGGAGAUUGAGGCCGUAGGGAAUCGAAGGAGGGGCCGACCGCCCAAAGCUAGGGUUUUGAAGAGUGUGGUUGAAGAUGAGAAGCCGGUGGAGGAAAAUUUGGUUCCGGAAAUGAGUACGAGGCGAACUCGGAGCUCAAAGAAUGAGGAAUUGGCGAAGAUUCCAGAUAAUUCUGGUGUAGAUGGUGGAGAGGUGAAGAUUGAGCCGAAAAGGACACGUGGCGGUGCGAGGAGGAGGAAGAGUGUACCAGAGGAGCUACCGGUGUGUGAUAAACCUGAUGUUCCUGAGCAGAGAGAUUUGGGAGACUCUGUAAUAAUUAAUGUGAAGGACGAUGAGGCUUCAAAAGGGUUGAAUUUUGAGGAAGAGAGACAUGAAGAGGCUGGUAAAGAUUUUUUGGAGGUUCAUCUGCCGAAGCAGAUCAUUGAUGAGACGGAGGAGGUCAUUGGGGAAAUGGUAGAGAAAGCUAAGCGACUUCAGGAGUACAUGGCACAACAGAAGAAGAAGGGUCAUGUGCUUGUGGGCUAA